Molecule: messenger RNA, 1428 nt
Organism: Diatraea saccharalis (sugarcane borer)
Lineage: Eukaryota; Metazoa; Arthropoda; Insecta; Lepidoptera; Crambidae
Source: the annotation of a GenBank genome assembly
AUUUGUCUUUAGUUUUAUGUUUAUCGUUAUUAAAUUUCAUAAGAAAACAAGACAUUUUUAUUCGAUUACUUAUUUUUAAUACAUAGUGGAGUAAUGGCUACUACACUUGAAGAUAAAUCUAUCUGGGAAGAUGGGGAAGAAGCACUAAGUGAAGAAGUGCUUCGUAUGCCCACAGAUGAAAUAAUCAGCCGCACCAGGCUUCUAGACAAUGAAAUAAAGAUUAUGAAGAGUGAACUUAUGAGAAUUACUCACGAACUGCAGGCACAAAACGAGAAAAUUAAGGAAAACACAGAAAAAAUUAAGGUCAACAAAACCUUACCGUACCUUGUUUCGAAUGUUAUUGAAUUGUUAGAUGUAGACCCUCAAGAAGAGGAAGAGGAUGGUGCAGUAGUAGAUUUAGACUCGCAGAGGAAAGGAAAGUGUGCUGUGAUCAAAACGUCUACACGCCAGACUUACUUUUUGCCAGUCAUUGGGUUGGUAGAUGCAGAGAAACUGAAGCCUGGUGACUUAGUUGGUGUGAACAAGGACUCGUAUCUAAUUUUGGAGACACUGCCAGCUGAGUAUGAUGCGAGAGUUAAAGCUAUGGAAGUGGAUGAACGUCCUACAGAACAAUACUCAGAUAUUGGAGGACUCGAUAAACAAAUUCAGGAACUGAUAGAGGCAGUGGUCCUACCAAUGACACACAAGGAAAAGUUUGUGAAUCUCGGCAUCCAUCCACCCAAAGGUGUGCUUUUAUAUGGACCACCUGGUACUGGAAAAACUCUGCUGGCUAGAGCUUGUGCUGCUCAAACAAAAUCCACUUUCCUGAAGCUGGCUGGUCCACAAUUGGUGCAAAUGUUUAUUGGUGAUGGUGCCAAGCUGGUACGUGAUGCAUUUGCAUUAGCUAAGGAGAAAGCACCUGCUAUAAUAUUCAUUGAUGAGCUUGAUGCUAUUGGCACCAAGAGAUUUGACUCUGAGAAGGCUGGAGACCGUGAGGUGCAGCGUACUAUGUUGGAGCUACUCAAUCAACUUGAUGGUUUCAGUUCUACUGCUGAUAUUAAGGUAAUUGCUGCUACCAACAGAGUAGAUAUCUUGGAUCCUGCUCUGUUGAGAUCUGGCCGUCUAGAUAGGAAGAUUGAGUUCCCACAUCCAAAUGAGGAAGCUAGAGCUAGGAUUAUGCAGAUCCACUCAAGGAAGAUGAACGUCAGUCCAGAUGUGAACUUUGAGGAGCUGUCCCGUUCUACUGACGACUUCAAUGGUGCACAGUGCAAAGCUGUAUGUGUGGAGGCUGGCAUGAUUGCAUUACGCCGCUCCGCAGCCGCCGUUACACACGAGGACUUCAUGGACGCCAUUCUGGAGGUUCAGGCCAAGAAGAAGGCGAACCUCAGCUACUAUGCUUAAUGUAACCUGUAUUUACUAAUAGUUCAUAAACAAUACUUAAUCAUUAAA